AUGUCCUCUUGUAACAACUCCAUUCCCCAGCCAGAGGUGUUUUUAUUAGCUGGGAUUCCAGGACUAGAAUCAUAUCAUAGCUGGUUCUCCCUGCCCUUCUUCUUAGUCUUCAUCAUUGCUCUUACUGGCAACAUCACCAUCAUAUUCAUCAUCCACACAGAGAAGAGUCUCCAUGAGCCCAUGUUUCUACUGCUGGCUAUGUUGUCAGUUGUUGACCUGUCCUUAGUUAGUGCAACUGUGCCCCGCAUGUUAGGCAUCUUCUGGCUAGAUGCAAAAGAGAUCAGAAUUGAUGGAUGUCUUACCCAGAUGUUCUUCAUCCCAUCUUUCUAUGUUAUGGAGUCUGGUAUUCUUUUGGCUAUGGCUUUUGAUCGCUUCAUAGCCAUUUGCAAUCCAUUGAGAUACACCACAAUCCUAGCCAAUAAUUCACUGGUAAAAAUGGGCCUGGCAGUAAUAGGAAGGACUAUUGUUGUGCUCACUCCAGCCCCUAUCUUAGCCAAAAGGCUGACCAGCUUCCGAACCAACAUUAUUCCCUACUCCUAUUGUGCCUACAUGGCUAUGGUACAGAUUGCUUGUGGGGACAUCUCUAAUUACAUUGUCUACGGUCUCAUGGUCAUUGUGACUUCCAUUGGUAUUGACUUGCUCUUUAUAAGCCUCUCUUACGGGAUGAUUCUUCGAGCUGUUUUCCGGAUCCCUUCCUGGGAGGCACGGCAUAAGGCCCUGAGUACCUGUGGUUCCCAUCUCUGUGUAAUUGCCCUUUUUUAUUCUCCUGUUGUCUUUUCUUUUUUGGCUCAAACAAUUGGAUAUCAAAUGCCCCCCCACUUCCAGAUUAUUGUAGACAAUCUCUACUUCCUGGUGCCUCCCAUGAUUAAUCCUUUGAUCUAUGGAGCCAGAACCAAGCAGAUUAGGGAACGUGUUCUCCAAGUACUGGGUUGCCACUCAAAAUAA
Messenger RNA from Gracilinanus agilis (Agile Gracile Mouse Opossum), 945 nucleotides. Its product is annotated as olfactory receptor 52E4-like. Gene Ontology annotation, biological process: G protein-coupled receptor signaling pathway. The record is from RefSeq and is a predicted model, not a curated record. Gene Ontology annotation, cellular component: membrane. Bases 1 to 945 code for a protein of 314 amino acids. The transcript has a single exon. NCBI's taxonomy places the organism in Eukaryota, Metazoa, Chordata, Mammalia, Didelphimorphia, Didelphidae. Gene Ontology annotation, molecular function: olfactory receptor activity; G protein-coupled receptor activity.